Molecule: messenger RNA, 2380 nt
Organism: Spea bombifrons (plains spadefoot toad)
Lineage: Eukaryota; Metazoa; Chordata; Amphibia; Anura; Pelobatidae
Gene: ASNSD1
Product: asparagine synthetase domain containing 1
Exons: 6
Coding region: 428-2308 (626 amino acids)
Molecular function (GO): asparagine synthase (glutamine-hydrolyzing) activity
Source: RefSeq, a predicted model, not a curated record
GCCGUAACUAAUCCUCCACAGGGGCUAUGCGUUAACGCGAUCGCCUAUAGAGACGCCUAAAUACAUGCGUGAAUGCUAUUUCAUAAUUGCUCACGGUAUUUUAUCGGUUUGAAAACCUAUUGAUAAUGUCAGAGAAAAACACCGCGAACAGCGAAAAUACUAGAGACUGGUCUGCCAGGCAAGUAGAUGAAUUCAUUUCCAAGUUUAGAGAACAGGGUGUAAUUGUGGACGAGCUAUCGAAUUUGAAAAAGGAUCGGAAGGUGUAUAGGCAGCAGCCAAACAGCCAUGUUUUCUUCCUCGCUGACAGAAUUCAAACACUGAGCGAGUGUAAAAAAAUAUUUGAUGACAUGAAGCUUACUCAACAAGAGCUUCAGAACGCUGGAAAGGCCAAUCCCAAGAAUUAAGCCAUACGUUUUAGGAAACGAGAAUGUGCGGCAUAUGCUGUACUGUGAGUUUCAUUGCUUGCCCGGGCGAGACAUUUGAUUCUGAAAAUGAUGUAAACCUUCAACGCAGAGGUCCCGAUAGCAGCCAGCAUUUAAUUACUUGUGACUUUAAUCAUCGCUAUAGUUGCUUUUUCUCUGGUCAUGUUCUCCACUUGAGAGGGAAGUUGACUCCUCAGCCAUUGAAAGACAAGCAUGGUAACGUUUUUCUUUGGAAUGGAGAAGUCUUUGGUGGCAUUGAAAUAUCCUCUACGGAAAAUGACACUCAAGUAAUGCUUAAUCGCCUUUCCGACUGUAAUGGAGAGCAUGAUAUACUGGCGCUUUUGUCCCUUGUGCAGGGUCCUUGGGCUUUUAUUUAUUAUCAUGCUGAAAGCCAUAGUUUGUGGUUUGGAAGAGAUUUUUUUGGACGGCGUAGUCUUUUGUGGAAGUUUAACCAGAAUUCUGAGAAGGUCUUGUGUCUUGCCUCAGUAAAGGAUUGCUCUCCAGAAUCUGAUGAGAAUCCAUGGCAUGAGGUUCCAGCAUCUGGAAUUUUCCGGUGUGAUUUAGGUUCUUGUGGUAUUUCAAAAUGUCUUCAGUUGACGUGGUAUCCAUGGAAGUCUGCUGCUGACGAUAUGCUUACCAACGAACUAACAUUAUGUGAAGGGAAAACCCCGGUUGUGACAGAGUUCCCGUCGUUUAUCACUGUAUUAAAGAGUGAAAAUGGCAUAUUAACUACUCCAGUUUCUCCCUUAAACAAAGAAAUUCCUGAAAUAUCAGUCGAGGCUAAUUUUUCUAACAACUCUCACAACGUUACUUUAGAAGACCUUAAAAGAUUGGUUACAGAUGAUAACCGCAAAAAUGCAGCUUUACUUAUAGACGUGUUAAGUGAAGCUGUUCGGAAAAGGACUCUGUACCUUCAUCGAAAUAAAGAGGCUUUGCUGUCCGAUGUUGAAAGAAGUGCAAAUAUUGCUGUCCUAUUUUCUGGUGGCAUUGAUUCCAUGAUUCUGGCAGUCCUUGCAGAUCGGCAUGUUCCACCAGAGGAACCUAUAGACCUUCUCAAUGUGGCUUUUAUGAUGAAAGCAGCAAAUCCUCAAAGUACUCACCUGAAAAAUGUAAGGAAAGCCAAACGCCAAUCCGUAUCUUCAAUGCAUCCAAGUAAUUUUGACCCCUCGGCUUCAGGUUCCUCCUUUGAUGUUCCAGAUCGAAUCACAGGAAGGGCAGGUCUGGAAGAACUUAAAGCCAUAAACCCAUUAAGAACUUGGAAUUUUGUAGAAAUUAACGUUUCUUUGGAAGAACUAAAAGAGAUGAGGCAACAACGUAUUUGUCAACUCGUUCAGCCGCUGAAUACUGUCCUAGAUGACAGCAUUGGCUGUGCUGUGUGGUUUGCUUCCAGGGGUAAAGGCAUGCUAACUAGCAAUGGAGAAACUAAACAGUAUGUCAGCAUGUCCAAGGUGGUAUUGACUGGAAUUGGCGCAGAUGAACAGCUUGCCGGCUACUCCCGUCACAGAGUGCGUUUCAAAAACAUGGGUCACAAAGGCCUUCUUCACGAACUGAGCAUGGAACUGGGGCGUAUAUCUUCCAGAAACCUUGGUCGCGAUGACCGAGUUAUUGGUGACCACGGAAAAGAAGCAAGAUUUCCAUUUCUCGAUGAAGAUGUUGUAUCGUUUUUGAACUCUUUACCUAUCACUGAGAAAGCAGACUUAACCCUGGCCAGAGGUCUUGGAGAGAAAUUCAUAUUACGGAUUGCAGCUAUGGAAUUGGGACUCGCCUCCUCCUGUGUAUUACCCAAAAGAGCUAUGCAGUUUGGAUCCAGGAUAGCAAAAAUGGAAAACAGAGCCGAGAAAGCAUCAGAGAAAUGCAGCAGACUACAGACUAGUCUUUUAGAAUAGCCUCCUUCGGGUUUUUUUUUUUGUACCCUUUGGCAGCAGAAUAUGAAAUUCAAGGUUUUAUUGUAAACAUGA